Molecule: messenger RNA, 1195 nt
Organism: Daktulosphaira vitifoliae (grape phylloxera)
Lineage: Eukaryota; Metazoa; Arthropoda; Insecta; Hemiptera; Phylloxeridae
Exons: 3
Coding region: 275-781 (168 amino acids)
Source: RefSeq, a predicted model, not a curated record
UAAUAACACUGGUAAUAAAUUUUAAAAUUGUUACGUCAAUUAAUUUAAAAAAAAACUUACUCAUAAAAAUUAUUGUAAUUUGAAAUUUUUAAUUUCUAUACAAAUAAUGUGUAAAACUUAAAUUUAUUUACAAAUGAUCUAUUGUGAAAUGAAUAAUUCAUUAAUUAAGUUUGUCCAGUUGUACCGUCUCGUGUAAUUUAUAAAAUAAUUGGAACAAACAUUUCAAAUCCAAUAAUUUCAGUUUAAAUAAAUUAUAUUCAGUUUUUUAGUGAAAAUGAAUUCAUUUGCAAUUACAUUACUUGUGGUCGUUGGAGUUAUUAAAGGCGAUGAUAAGCUAUCUAUUGAAGUAGUUAAUAAAGCAUCUGUAUCCUUGAAAAACUGUUUGGAAGAAAAAUUGUCAAAUAUAUAUAACACAAAUUUAAUUGAGGAUGUAUUUAACAAUACGUUUAGCGAAAUAUUUGAAAAUAUCGUCGAUAGCCAUUACAGUUUCACUUUGUAUUUUGAUUCGAAUCUAAACGAAAAUGUAGAUUACAUGAUUGGCCUUUUUUGGUGUGGUAAAUUAAUGCAACUUAGGAUAAUAGAAGGCGGCGAAUAUUGUGCUUGUCGAUCGACAUUGUUGGAAUGUAGCAAAAGAGUAAAACAAAUAAUACCAAAGUCGCCUAAGGUAAACGUAAUAGAAUUAAGUGAUGAAGAGGUCGAAAAUAUCAUUCAAUCGAAUCUUAUUGAGGACUAUGUGAAUGCUGAUGACGGUGAGGAUUGUGAUGAUAAGGAUAAUGAUUGACGACUAUAAAUUUAAUCUGAUGAUAUUUUUAUCAACAUAUUUCUAAUGUUAUUUUUUCAGUUUUUUUUUUAAAUAAAAAAAUUAAUUUUUAAUAUAACUCUGUGAUCUUACUUUAUGUUUAUUUAUUUUAUCACAUGUACUCACUAACACAACAAUGACGAAUAAAUAAACACAAGCAACGCUGGCGAUGCGUUAAGAAACGCAAACAUUAAAGUUUGUUAAGUAAAAUAAAAUCGCUCUUUUUUUAUUUACUAUCUGUUUGACAAAAAGACAUCACUAGUAAGUUUAGUAUCCUUAGUAUAGCAUCGAUGGAGACAUCAACGAUGUCGGACAACUGCUCUCGAUUCACUUGUUUAAAUUAACUAUUACGACUUAAUUGUCGCCAACGCUUGCUUUUUAAAUACUAUUAACAUA